Coturnix japonica (Japanese quail) is the source of this 6641-nucleotide messenger RNA. Lineage: Eukaryota; Metazoa; Chordata; Aves; Galliformes; Phasianidae. The record is from RefSeq and is a predicted model, not a curated record.
GGACAGUGGUCCUCCAUGGCGCUCUCACUGCAGGCUGUUGGUAUGAUCUUGGUCAUGGGUGUCUGUAGCUUUAUGAGCUUUGUGUCUGGUUGUGGUAGUGAAGCUGGAGGAUGGAGGAUGUUGCUCUUUGCUCUUCUACAACGGGUAGCGGAAUUGGAAAAGGUCAACGCAGAAUUUUUGCGCACAAAGCAGCAACUUGAGCAAGAAUUUAAUCAAAAAAGAGCGAAAUUUAAGGAGCUGUACUUGGCAAAGGAAGAGGACCUGAAAAGACAAAAUGCAGUGCUGCAGGCAGCCCAAGAUGACCUGGGACAAUUGCGGACGCAACUUAUGGAAGCUCAUGCUGAAAUGGAAAACAUCAAAGCUAUAGCUACAGUAUCUGAGAAUACGAAGCAGGAAGCUAUUGAUGAGGUGAAGAGACAGUGGCAAGAGGAAGUAGCUUCACUCCAAGCUAUCAUGAAAGAGACUGUUCGUGACUAUGAGCUCCAGUAUCAUCACAGGAUGGAACAAGAACGAGCUCAGUGGAAUCAGUAUCGCGAAAAUGUGGAACGCGAAAUAGCAGAGUUAAGAAGACGACUGUCUGAAGGCCAAGAGGAGGAAAAUCUUGAAAAUGAAAUGAAAAAGGCCCAGGAAGAUGCUGAGAAGCUUCGUUCAGUUGUGAUGCCAAUGGAGAAAGAGAUUGCAGCACUUAAGGAGAAGCUGACAGAAGCUGAAGAAAAAAUAAAGGAGUUAGAAGCAUCAAAGGUUAAAGAACUGAACCAUUAUCUGGAAGCUGAGAAGUCCUGUAGGACAGACUUAGAGAUGUACGUGGCUGUGCUCAACACACAAAAAUCUGUCCUGCAAGAGGAUGCAGAGAAGUUGAGGAAAGAGCUGCAUGAAGUCUGCCAUCUCUUAGAGCAAGAGCGACAACAGCACAACCAGUUGAAACACACAUGGCAAAAAGCCAAUGACCAGUUCUUGGAGUCCCAGCGUUUGCUGAUGAGAGACAUGCAACGGAUGGAGAUUGUGCUGACAUCUGAGCAGCUUCGGCAGGUCGAAGAACUGAAAAAAAAAGAUCAGGAAGAAGAUGAUCAGCAGAGACUUAGCAAAAGAAAGGAGCAGAAACAGAAAGAUUCAGACGAUGAAACAAAAGCUUCGUGUUCUUUAGCCCAUGAGGAAUCCCUUACCCAGCUCUCUAAUGAAGAGGUGCAUUUAAAUAGCACCCACAGCUCAGUCCAUUCUUUGGACGCAGACUUGCUUCUUUCUUCUGGUGAAUCAUUCAAUAAAUCAGAAAAUGAUAUGUUUAAAGAUGGACUACGGAGAGCACAGUCAACAGACAGCCUAGGGACAUCUGGAUCUUUGCAGUCCAAAGCUUUAGGAUACAACAACAAAGCAAAAUCUGCUGGGAACCUGGAUGAGUCAGAUUUUGGACCACUCGUUGGAGCAGAUUCAGUGUCUGAGAACUAUGAUACAGCUUCCCUUGGGUCUCUGCAAAUGCCUAGUGGGUUUAUGUUGACCAAAGAUCAGGAGAAAGCAAUCAAAGCAAUGACACCAGAGCAAGAAGAGACUGCUUCACUUCUAUCCAGCGUUACACAAGGAGUUGAAAGCGCGUAUGUGUCUCCUAGUGGUUACCGCUUGGUGAGCGAGACAGAGUGGAAUCUGCUGCAAAAAGAGGUGCAGAAUGCAGGGAACAAGCUGGGUAGGCGCUGCGAUAUGUGCUCGAAUUAUGAGAAGCAGUUGCAAGGUAUCCAGAUUCAGGAGGCUGAAACAAGAGACCAGGUGAAAAAGCUGCAGGUGAUGCUGAGGCAGGCUAAUGACCAGCUGGAAAAAACAAUGAAAGAUAAACAGGAAUUGGAGGAGUAUAUGAAACAAAGUGCUGAAGACUCCUCUAAUCAGAUCUCUGCGCUAAUGGUUAAAUGUCAGAAGUCAGAGAAUUUCCUCAAUGAACUGCAGCAGGCGUUUUCUCAAGCAAAGAGAAGCGUGCAGGAGCAAAUGGCUGUCCUGACGCAGUCAAGGGAGCAGGUUUCAGAAGAGUUGGUGAGACUGCAGAAAGAUAAUGAAAGUCUUCAAGGAAAACAUAGCUUACAUGUGUCUUUACAACAAGCUGAAGAUUUCAUUCUACCAGAAGCAGCAGAGGAGCUCCGGGAGCUGAUUUUAAAGUAUCGUGAAGACAUCAUUAGUGUGCGGACAGCAGCAGAUCACCUUGAGGAGAAACUUAAGGCAGAGAUUUUAUUCUUAAAAGAACAGAUUCAAGCUGAACAAUAUUUGAAAGAAAACAUAGAAGAAACUCUACAGCUGGAAAUAGAGAAUUGCAAAGAGGAAAUCGCUUCCAUUUCCAGUUUAAAAACUGAACUGGAAAGAAUAAAAGCGGAGAAAGAACAGUUAGAAAGUUCUUCACAGGAAAACCUGCAGCAGCUGGAGAGUCUGCAGGAAACAAAAAACACUCUGGAAGAACAGCUGAAGAAGGAAACAGCAGCAAAGGCAAACCUUGAACAGCUGGUGUUUGAAGAGAAGAAUAAAGCUCAGAGGCUGCAGACUGAAUUAGAUGUCAGCGAGCAAGUGCAGAGAGAUUUUGUAAAGCUUUCUCAGACACUUCAGGUGCAGCUGGAGCGGAUCCGGCAGGCAGAUUCCCUGGAGAGAAUCCGUGCAAUCCUGAAUGACACAAAACUGACGGACAUUAAUCAGCUUCCUGAAACAUGACACCCUGAUGAGCGUGCUCCAAGGCUGCAUUUGGGGUUUUUAACUCAUCUUUAUAGCAACAUUAAUUAUUAUUUAACUCUAACUGAAAGAGCAGAAGACAACAGAGGGGAGCAAUGACUAAGUUUUGUUUCUAGAGGGGAAAAUGGUUUCGUGCUGGGCAGGAAGAGAGCACAAGAGUGACUUGUUGUGUAGGAAGGAGAACUUUCUAAUGGAAACACUAACGGGUGCGGUGUUUCGUGUUCCACUGAGUGGGAUCAGUCCUUACAUUCUGAAAAACUUCCCCUCUUUCAGCCAACUUCGUAACCUGAUGUAGAAUUUUGGAACAUUUACCCCUGUUUUUUUCCCUUCUUCCUUUCCCCCCACUACUGUGAUCAAAGUAGCUGCUGGAAACCAUAUUGUCCCUCCAAAACAUUGAAGAGCAAAGUGGUUGAAGUUUUUCUGUUUGAAUAGUCAGUAACAGUAUUCAGCUAGCAGAGAGAAUGAGGUGUAGAGUAUGCUGUAUGAAUAUUUUAUAUUAAAAUAUGACUUUAUUAGCAGGACACUGGAUAUUGAUCUUAUUUCAUAACUCAGUGUUGUAUUAUUAUUAUUUUUUUUUAGCCAUUGACUUUGUGUUGAAGAAUCUGAAUGCUGCUGAAAUGUGGUUGUGAGUGAGCUGUGUGUCUCCUGAACAGAUAAAUGCCAAUCCCCAAAACUCUGAAAGCUGUACUAAGAACGUAGCUCCUUGAAAUGCUUCCUUUGAAUUCUGAUCCAUAAGAAAAGCACAAGAAAUGCACUGUUUUGUAAUCUCUUUUCACAGAUGUAAUUUAAAACGUGGAAUUACAACUAGAUCUUUCUCAUCUUGAAAGCUGUGCAGUACCUGUAAUUCCUUCUCCAUGUGAAGAAAAUAUGUUGGCAAAAACCCUGAGCAUUGUCUGAGCGCUGGGUGUGUGCAGGGCAGCUUUGCUCUGGUAGGUGGCACCAGGCAUGGUUAGAGUAAGAUGUUGAACAAAGCAAAGUCAGCUUGACCCUCCUCUUCUGGGUCAGUUUUAAUAGUAUACUAAACAAUGAUGGCACUCUGUCACAGAGCACAAAUGCACUGGAGCUGCAUUAUUCUGCUGGUUCAGGUUGGAAGAGUGCAGUGCAUCUCUUACCUAGAAGUAUGGCAUUGUGUUAUUGCUCAGAGUUGAUUUGUAUGCUGUCCUGUAUUUCUGUAAGCAUGCCUUUAAAUUACGCUAUAUAACACAACAGCUAAGGCAGGACAUUCUUGUGAUUGAUCAGAUUUUAGGUUUGGGAUUUAUUUUGAUCAGUAACAUGAUGGUAACAUAAGCAUUCCUCCUUUUUCUCCUUUUAGUGGAGUUUCAUGCACGCAGUUGAAUAGGAACAGUUCAAUGUGUGGAUGUGGUGAUAGUGGUGGUGCAUAUUGAGUUCUUGAACUAGUCCCUAGCAAAGACUCAAUUUGAAGAGACUGAGAGAGCAGCUUGUUAAUGUCCAGAAUUCAUAACUUAAGCUUUCUGCUAUUGUUUACUGUGUUAUCUUUGCAUACUAUAGAUCUGGUGAAGAUGAAAAAACAGAAGUGACAGAGAAUGCUCUGUACUGUAAUGCACAUGAGUAUAUUUUGUUAGGUACUUAAAUGCUAUUUUAGCAGCAUAUGUCCUGCUACUAACAUAAAGUUAGGACUGGUGGUUUUGGAGAGGAAUGCCUUAAAAACAGACAAAAAGAAGCAUAUGAGCUCAGUUGCUUAUAAUCUUUUGCAAGAAAUAGAGCAUUUGAUUCACCCUAGAAAUUAAUUUCUUUCAUAAUCCUAACACUUCAAACCCAUUUUUCCUACCUUAUUAACAACAAGAGUAAUAGAUGGCAGGGUUGUCAUCUUCCAGAGGACCUGUUCAAUCCUUAUAUUAUUUAAAAGAAGUUGAAAUGUGACUUAGCUUCCUUAUUUUUGGUUUUUAAAUCUCUCUCAGCAUUUACUGAACUGUGAGGUGACAGCAGCUGCCUUCUGAUGCAGAAAUCUAAUAGCAGAUGUUUUGCAUUCAGUUUUCCAACGGUUAGGAUUGUAUUCUGUUGAAUAAAAAUCUUGGGUGGGCUAAGAUAGGCCUUUAUUAAGGAGCUGCAGACUGGAAGGCUUUUUUCCUAUAUUCUCUUCCUUCCAUAAAACUGACUCUUAACGGGUUACUGGUUGUUAACCUGUGCAGCAGUGAUUUAAGGAAGCCUGUUGUUUUCUGGUUAAACUACAAUGACAACAUGCAUCUUCUGAGCAAGCUGAACACUUGAGGGACUGUACCUGAAGACAUGCAGAAAAAGAGUUUUUAGUUGAGUCUGUGGACAGUUUUUCAAAUGCAAGACAACUGUUAAUGGCAUUUCAGCAUCCCUUUCUAGUCUGUCAGUGCCUAUCAGCAGCAGCCCCGUCUUCCUGCCUGCUUUUGCCUUCCCCUGAACCAUGGCCAUGCCUGACCAUUUUUGAUUGCUUUGGAUUGUGCAGGGCUGGUGAGGCUGUUCCGUAGUGAAUUUUUACCAAUGGUUGGCCUGGCUUUCUGUAGGCAUGGUGAUGUCAGUUUGCAGGUGAUGAUGGCUGCAGGGAGCCUUUCUGCACUGUACAGAGUGCAGGAGAUCAGUCUGUGAACAUUCAUAGACACAGUAACGAUUACAGCAGUUGCAGAAUGUUGUGCACCUGUGUGUGUGUGUCCGUAUGCAUGCUCGUGUGUUGUUCCCAGUGGCCAGUGAUGGCCUGUAGGCCUGUUCUGAGGCUGGAGGUGAACACUGUAGGGCUCAAAAGGGACUAAUGAGCACUCACCUGAAAUGAGUGGUGCUGGCUGCUGGGUUCCUUGGUUGUGAACCAGUCCCACGUGUCACUGGAGUGACGUCCUUUGGGUUGGAGAGGAAGGAGAUACAGCCAUGGUGUGAUUGUUUUCCUUUGUACCACCUUACUCCAUUGUGCACCCUUACUCCUGCUUUAGUACUGUGACCAUUUUGAGGCUGGAAAAUGAAUUAUCUUUUUUCACCAACUGCUGGUCAUCCUUUUUGAAAAUUGACUUUAAGAUUAGAAACUUAUCCAUCCACAAAGUGGUGGGUGAUGCCACAACCAAAUGUCCUGCUGGGGAAGGAAAGCACGGCUUCAGAGGUGGUAACUCAAGCUUCAGCUGAACGCAAAUGUAAGAAAAUAUACAAAGUGGCCUUUAAAAGAAAAAAUACAAGUGCCAAAUUUGCAGAGCACUUAUUAAACCACUGUCAAUGAAGUGUAAUUGAAAAUUCAUGCUGUAAAGCUGUAGAUGCUCACUCAGUGGAUUAUGAUGAUAUUGCUUAUAAUAAAUCAGAGACUAAACACUCUUCCCUCCAGUUCUUGGCUUUCUGGAGCUUGUUUUUUGAAUGGGGUGGAAGGUUCUCCUCACUCGGUACGAGUUUGUGUUUUUUAACAGCUGCUCCUUCUAACCCGGCAGCUCAGCUCUGAUACACAGGUUGAGUGGAUUAGAAAGCUGGAUUCUAUUUGUGCAGCCUGUAAAAGGGGCAAGAUCAAGUUUUGUAUGCAUUCCUAUACUUGUAUAGUCUUAAUCUGUACAAAAAAAAAGUGUUCUUGCAGCAUGUAUGGUAACCUAGUUACCUAACAGGUAAUAACAGCCCUCCUUUCCUUACAGCUUUACUUUGGCACCUCUUGCCGUGCCACUUUUGUAGCAGUGCAGUACUACUUUUCAAAACUGAGCUUGACCGUGUCACCUUUUGAAAGGGGCAGUGUGGGGCAGAGGGGGAGGAACAAGAAUUACCUAUUGUCCAGGAAAGUUUGUCUACAGCAGAUAAUUGGCCUUUUAAUGUCAAGACGAUGCCAGCUUUUGAUAAAGGCAAACUGAGUGUUUGGAAGUUAAUACUGCAUUCCAGUGAACCAAGCCAUUGGUGUCCUGUGCAAUUGUGGAUGUAGAAUUCUGCUGUCUACAGGAUUCAAGUGUAACCAUUUGUUAACUGUAUUGAAGGUGUGUCCUUUAUAAAGAAAGUGUUCCCAA